Messenger RNA from Phoenix dactylifera (date palm), 1396 nucleotides. RefSeq names its product proteasome subunit alpha type-7. Gene Ontology annotation, cellular component: proteasome core complex, alpha-subunit complex; proteasome core complex. The record is from RefSeq and is a predicted model, not a curated record. Lineage: Eukaryota; Viridiplantae; Streptophyta; Magnoliopsida; Arecales; Arecaceae. Gene Ontology annotation, biological process: ubiquitin-dependent protein catabolic process.
AACCCCUUUUGCCUUCCUCCCCAAGCCUGCUCUACUAUCACCUCCUCUUUUUCGUUCCAUCGCCAGCCGCCGCCACAAUCGGAGCUCAGAGACAACAGAGGAGAAACCGAAUCAAAGAAUUCUCUUGAAAGUACCCGAAGAAACGCUAGGCGAGGAGAAGAAGAAGAGAACGCAUCGCCAUCGCCAUGGCCCGAUAUGACCGCGCCAUCACGGUCUUCUCCCCCGACGGCCACCUCUUCCAGGUGGAAUACGCCCUCGAGGCCGUCCGCAAGGGCAACGCAGCCGUCGGCGUCCGCGGCACCGACACCAUUGUUCUCGGCGUGGAGAAGAAGGCCACACCCAAGCUCCAAGACUCCAGAACGGUGAGGAAGAUCGUGAGCCUGGACAACCACAUCGCGUUGGCCUGCGCCGGGCUCAAGGCCGACGCCCGGAUCCUCAUCAACCGGGCCCGCAUCGAGUGCCAGAGCCAUCGCCUCACGGUGGAAGACCCGGUCACCGUCGAGUACAUCACCCGCUACAUCGCCGGGCUCCAGCAGAAGUACACCCAGAGCGGCGGUGUAAGGCCCUUCGGCCUCUCGACCCUCAUCAUCGGCUUCGAUCCCUACACCGGGGUGCCCGCGCUCUACCAGACGGAUCCCUCGGGUACCUUCUCAGCCUGGAAGGCCAAUGCCACCGGGAGGAACUCCAACUCCAUGAGGGAGUUCUUGGAGAAGAAUUACAAGGAGACUUCUGGGAAGGAGACAGUGAAGCUGGCAAUACGAGCACUGCUUGAGGUUGUUGAGAGUGGAGGAAAGAACAUAGAAAUUGCUGUGAUGACAAGAGAGACGGGUCUUCGUCAACUUGAUGAAGCUGAAAUUGAUGCGAUUGUUGCUGAGAUUGAGGCGGAGAAAGCUGCAGCUGAGGCUGCUAAGAAAGCCCCUUCUAAGGAAACUUGAUGUUGGAUUUUUUUCGUGAAAUCCAGGAACUUUUUUGUUUUUCAUUGCUUGUUCUUCAUAUUUCAGAACCUUUUAUUUUUAUUUGUGAGCUGGAUGCUGGGGUAAGAUAGUGAACUCAUAGCUGGAUGGCGUACCAAAAUAUGCUGCCAAUUCCUCCAGACAUCUUGAUCAGUUGUUAAUUGUGUGGUCAUCCCUUAAUUAUCUAGCCAGGUUUGCUUCCCACCAUAUUGGUUUUUGCGAGAAAAAGAGUUAAAGCCCCAGCUACUUCAUCAAGAUGAUAAAAGAUGCAAUGAGCACAAAUAAAGAGGAAUGGGGGAAUCAGACGGUACAAACACAAUGUUGGGAUGAUAUUUUCUGUGGCAGCUGUACGUAAUUAAAAGCUGCUAAACAUGUCAAGCAUACGGCCUCAUACCAUCUGAUGUUUGGUGACCUUAGUAUUAAAGAUAUAUUUGAAAACGUCA